Molecule: messenger RNA, 1711 nt
Organism: Nyctereutes procyonoides (raccoon dog)
Lineage: Eukaryota; Metazoa; Chordata; Mammalia; Carnivora; Canidae
Exons: 2
Coding region: 135-1685 (516 amino acids)
Biological process (GO): virion assembly
Source: RefSeq, a predicted model, not a curated record
CCUCAUCUGUAAGGAGGGCCGGCUGCCAGCCCUUCAGGUUACUUUCUGUUUUGUCUCCACAGCCGCACGGAACGUUUGUCCGUUUGUCCGUUACCGUGUUCUUGUUAACUGCUUGCACGUUUGUCUGUGUUACCAUGUCCUUGCUAACUGUUUGUGCAUUUGUCUCUGUUGUUGUGUCCUUAUUAAUCGUCUUUACUGUCUGUGUCUUGGUGUGUAUUGGGGACAUAAUGGGGGAGACAGAAACCACUCCCCUAUCUCUUAUGCUCUCUCACUUCUCGGAUGUUAGGGAAAGAGCUCGUAUUCUGAGCACAGACAUAUGGAGAGAGAGAUUCCAAAUUUAUUGCAUAUCAGAAUGGCCAACCUUUGACGUUGGAUGGCCCCAGGAAGGAACUUUCCACCUACCUAUCAUCUUACAGGUUAAGACCGUGAUCUUCAGGGAUGAACCAGACGGCCACUCUGACCAGGUGCCCUACAUCCUGAUCUGGCAGGACAUGAUGGAGAAUCCUCCUCCUUGGCUAAAACCAUUUUUACCCCCCAAAGCAGGACCCACAGAGAUUCUAGCCCUGCAGAAAGCCAAAAAGGAGACCAACUCUAUGCCCGAAGCACCCCUUCAUCUGGUCUUCCAGGAUUCCUCCCCAGAGGACCUGAUUCUCCCGCCACCCUACCGGGCACCCCCUCCCCCUUCCGCCCCUCCAUUGGAGGCAUCGGGGGCUGCAGAAGGGGCGCCACCCCUCCCUGACGAGAGAGUCCCUGUGCACAGGCCAGCAGUGGGGACACGCGGUGGGACCCACCAGAUGGCCCCACUUCCGAAUGCGGGGCCGGCCGACUCCACCGCCCUUCCUCUCCGCUCCAUGGGGCCCCCCGAUGAGACUGGCAAACAGCUAAUGUUAUAUUGGCCAUUCUCCACCAGUGAUUUAUAUAAUUGGAAAACCCCAAAUGCAAAAUUCUCUGAUAAUCCGAGAGAUCUAAUCGGGCUUUUAGGUCCUGUUCUCUUUACCCACCAGCCUACUUGGGAGGACUGCCAACAGCUCUUGCAGGUUCUCUUCGCCACCGAGGAGAGAGAACGAAUUCAGGUGGAAGCCCAGAAGUCUGUCCUGGGAGAGGACAGACAGCCGACUCAAAACCCAGACCUCAGAAAUGCUGCCUUCCCUUUAUCCUGCCCCACCUGGGACUACAACUCAGCUGAAGGUAAGGAGAGACCCCGGGUCCACCGCCAGACUCUAAUGGCAGGCCUCCAGGCUGCCGCGCACAAGCCUACCAAUCUGGCCAAGGUCUAUGAUGUGAGACAGGGUAAGGAUGAGAGUCCAGCAGCCUUCUUAGAGAGAGUCAUAGAGGCUUUUAGACAGUACACCCCUAUGGAUCCAGAAGCCCCAGAAACAAAGGCUGCAAUUAUCAUGACUUUUGUUAACCAGGCCGCUCCGGGCAUUAAAAAGAAAUUGCAAAGAGUAGAGAGACUGGGAGAGAAGAGCUUGCAGGACUUAGUGAUAGUGGCAGAACGAGUCUAUAAUAAUAGACAAAGUCCGGAAGAACAACAAACCAAACUAAGUGACCGGCAGACCCGAAAUCUGGCCAAGAUCCUGCUGGCCACAACCAUGGACAACCCACAGGAAAGACGGAGGCACUUCAAGAAGCUGGCUUCAGGGACAGCCUGUAGCACCCAGGAGCCAAGACCUCUUCGCCUUUGAAUGGACAGACCCUGAGAAAGCAUCAA